UCACUCCAGAGGAUUUGAAGAUUUUUCUAAUAAAUAUUCAUAGCAUAAACAUUGAGAGGAUGGACCACUACAAUGUGGUCCUACUUGUUGAAGAUAAAUGGAAAAGUCAGCAGCCGCUCGAGGAUGUGCUGAAAAACAAAAUGAUUCCAGACGGCUUUCAGCAGCUGUUCUGGAAUGAUACUAAGCAUGUGUCGCUAAAAGGACGCAAGAUUCCAAAUAGACUAAAGUCUAUUAUUGUUGGCCAUUGGACUGACAGUGGUUCCAUGAAAGCAGGAAGUUUCCACUUUGACUCUUGUGAUAAGAUAACAAAUGUUUUCUCACACGAAGGAGAAAUGGAGGGUGAAUACCCAAGAGAAUUAUUCGAGUUUCUGUUGAGACAUUUCUCGAACCCAGAGGCUUGGGUUUAUGGUCUCAACGUAACACCUGGGUCGUUUGUUCGUGCUUGCAUGGAACUUGGGCGGAAAUGUCUCAACGUAAGUGACGAUCCACGUUCGGAUUCGCGCCUAAUUCAAAAGGGUCUUACACGUAAAGAUACCGAAGAUAUCGUGGAGGACAGCGAACUAGAAGAGGAAGAGGAGAAGAAUGAGGAGGAAGAUUCAACGCAAGACCAGGAAACCCCACAGGAAGAUCCAAACAGCCAAAUCGUGUAUUAGUAAUGAGUAGAGCCUUUAAYGUGCUGACACACGGUGCAACAUUGCACGCAACAUUGCAAGCAACAAAUUUGAAUCAGGGUGACACACAUUGCAACAAAAUCACGCAACAUCGCUUGUAUCAGCCUGCUAUGUUAAGAUAUUUGGUCAGCAGUUAUAAAUUUGGUGCAAGCUGAUUGGCUGGAAAUUUCAAAAUGUUGCAGGAAAUGUUUCAAUUUCCAUAUGAUGAAAUUGCACUGUUGCAUGAGUAGAGCGUGAUUCAACUUCAGAUUUGUUGCAUGCAACAAGUUUGGGGUAGACACGCGGUGCUACAGUCCGGUUUCGUGCAAUUUUGCACCGUGUGUCAGCACCUUUACAUUUAACCCAUGAAACAKGUAGUGAGAUUCUACACACAACCACAUAGUAACAUUAUAUGUCAUGGAAUAUUUAUGAAAUCUCAGAUUUAUUUUCUAGUACCCAUUCUCCUCUCGGAUUUCAAUAUGGCAGUCGUGUUCUUCUUAGCCGAUUAUAUCU
Messenger RNA from Actinia tenebrosa (Australian red waratah sea anemone), 1163 nucleotides. RefSeq lists its product as uncharacterized. The record is from RefSeq and is a predicted model, not a curated record. Lineage: Eukaryota; Metazoa; Cnidaria; Anthozoa; Actiniaria; Actiniidae.